Molecule: messenger RNA, 831 nt
Organism: Acanthocheilonema viteae
Lineage: Eukaryota; Metazoa; Nematoda; Chromadorea; Rhabditida; Onchocercidae
Source: the annotation of a GenBank genome assembly
AUGAAAUUCCUUGCUGUUUUGGCAGAGAGUGGUGCGGCUGACACUCUGUCAAAAAUCAUCGAAUUUGUUGCAAAGAUGUGCAAAGAUAAGGUGACGUUACGAAUUACACCUGAUGCGUUUUACCUACUCAAUCCUUGUCCAUUAGCUAAUAAUGGAAAUUAUUUACAAAUAACACUUAAUGUGGCCGAAUUUUUCUCAACAUACAUAAUGGGUGGUGUGUCGGAAGAAUUCAACGAAAUCUAUAUGGAAGUGGAGAAAGAUUAUUUGUUCAAAAGUAUGAAUGUGAAGGAUCGAUCGACGAAAAUUCGAUUGAUCAAACUUGGCGAUGUACCGCAUUUAAAAGUGGAACAGAGGUCAUGCGGAAUGACUCAUGAAUUACCUGUAGUACUGAUUCCAACCAAAUAUUGGAAGACCUAUGAUAUGCCGGCUUUAAAUAAUAUUUCGGUUUCUCUCUAUCUUCCACCACUAUCAACAGUACGUAGUUUGGUGACUUCGUUCAAGAAUAUGGGAGUAAAAUAUAUAGAGAUUAAAGGAAGUCAAGAAAAUGAACUUCAAUUUUGCGGUGACUUAGAUAUGGCAAACAUUGCUAUAUAUUUCUCGAAUCUUUCUGCUGUUUCGUUGCAGAAUGGUUAUGUAAUUGAUGCAGAUGAUCCAGGUGCGUUACGAACAGUACGUGUUGAUAUUAAAGCAAUUUAUUUCUUUCUUCGCAGUUUUUCCGCUCUUUUCACAAUGUCGCAAAUAUUGCUCAGGAUUGUACCGGAAAAGAUGGCAGUAUUUUCAGUGGAGCAAAAUGAUGCUUCAUUACUUUAUAUCAUGAGCGGAAUGGCAUAA